AUGGGCCCGGCCGCACGCGAAGGGAAAGGCAGCCAGACGAAGAAGCUGGACGUGAGGAAGGACGACCGACUGGACGUGAGGAAGGACGACCGACUGGACGUGAGGAAGGACGACCGACUGGACGUGAGGAAGGAAGAUCCUUCCGUCCCGAAGGGACGCAAGGAAGGAGGAAAUUUAGAUCCCAUGCUGAGGAAACGAAGUGAGGACGACCUCUUCGCUACGGCCAAUCUCGACUGCAAAAAAAGGAACAGAGAGGAAAUGAAACGCGGGGGAAGGACGGAGCGUUUGGACGAUGUCCACCCAGGUUCAUCCAGGUUCAUCGACGGAUUUUCGAUUUUAGAAACUGCUGGAGGAGAAUCGACCGAGCCGACCCAGAUGACUUUUCGUGGGGCUUACGUCGGCCCAACGUCGUCCUCCGACGUCAGGACGCGUCGGCCCGAUGUCGGUACCUCGCGUUGGCCCCACGUGCAAGUGACCGUUGAGCCAACGCUGGGCCAACGGAGCAGCGGAAACAGCGAGGCCAACAACCAGGCCGACAGCCAGGCCGUCAGCGAGGCCCCCGACGACGAUCCCGACCGUGAGUCCCCGAUCCCACCGCUCACGCGUGCAUCAUCCGCCUCACGGAUCUGCGGGACGACGAGCCUGACCGGGUACACGGUGCCGGCGGGGACGAGGCUGAUCAUGUCCUUCACGUCGAACGCGUUCAUCAACGCCCAGGGAUUCACGUGCACCGUCACGUGCGCGGCGACCGAGUACAAUCGCCUGCACGAGGAACUUGAAGAGCGAACAGAACAAACUGGCCGGGCGCCUGAAGGAGACUGGAUGACGUGUCCUCUACUUCGACGGCAGGGACAUCUGGAGGAAGGGGGAGGCGUUUCCUCUGGGGACAGGGAUGUCUGGGGGCAGUGA
Molecule: messenger RNA, 909 nt
Organism: Darwinula stevensoni
Lineage: Eukaryota; Metazoa; Arthropoda; Ostracoda; Podocopida; Darwinulidae
Source: the annotation of a GenBank genome assembly